Messenger RNA from Metarhizium robertsii ARSEF 23, 636 nucleotides. Its product is annotated as emp24/gp25L/p24 family protein. Gene Ontology annotation, cellular component: COPII-coated ER to Golgi transport vesicle; endoplasmic reticulum-Golgi intermediate compartment; Golgi apparatus. The record is from RefSeq and is a predicted model, not a curated record. The coding region runs from base 1 to 636 and encodes 211 amino acids. Gene Ontology annotation, biological process: protein retention in ER lumen; Golgi organization; endoplasmic reticulum to Golgi vesicle-mediated transport. The transcript has 3 exons. NCBI's taxonomy places the organism in Eukaryota, Fungi, Ascomycota, Sordariomycetes, Hypocreales, Clavicipitaceae.
AUGAGAUUGUCGACAAUAGGAGCAGGCCUUAUUGCCUGCCUGGCGACCAAUGUUGCCGCCACGGCUCUGACCUACAAGCUCGACGCCAACGAAAAGGCAUGCUUCUAUACGGAGACCAAAAAGGAUAACGAAAAAAUUGCAUUCUACUUUGCGGUCCAAUCUGGCGGCUCUUUCGAUGUCGACUACAUUGUCGAGGGUCCCAAUGCCAAGAUGAUCUUGCAAGGCGAAAAGGAGCGACAGGGCGAUUUCGUCUUCACCGCUCAGCACGCUGGCGAAUACUCGUUCUGCUUCAAUAACGAGAUGAGCACCUUUGCCGAGAAAUAUGUCGAUUUCGAGAUUUCGGUUGAAAAUGAAGCCCGAACUGCUCAGCUGCCUUCCAAGCAAGGCACAUCCCCCGAACAGACCUCUGUCCUCGAGGACUCUAUUUUCAAGAUAUCCAGCCAGCUGUCCACCAUUUCACGAAACCAAAAAUACUUCCGCACUCGUGAGAACCGCAACUUUUCUACUGUCAACAGUACCGAGAAGCGAAUUGUCAACUUUAGCGUCAUUCAAAUUGGCCUAAUUAUUUGCAUGGGCGCUUUGCAGGUGUUCGUUGUCAGAUUCUUCUUCCAGGGCGCGCGCAAGGGCUACGUUUAA